CUGCAGACAUGGUACUACAGGAGACGGUCAGAGACUGCAGACAAAGUACAGGAGACGGUCAGAGACUGCAGACAAAGUACAGGAGACGGUCAGAGACUGCAGACAAAGUACAGGAGACGGUCAGAGACUGCAGAUUACAGGAGACGGUCAGAGACUGCGGACAUAGUACAGGAGAUGGUCAGAGACUGCGGACACAGUACAGGAGAUGACCAGAGACUGCGGACACAGUACAGGGAUGACAGAGACUGCGGACAGGAGUACAGGAGAUGACCAGAGACUGCGGACAUCAGUACAGGAGAUGACCAGAGACUGCAGUACAGGAGAUGACCAGAGACUGCAGGACUCAGUACAGGAGAUGACCAGAGACUGCAGACACAGUACAGGAGAUGACCAGAGACUGCAGACACAGUACAGGAGAUGACCAGAGACUGCGGACACAGUACAGGAGACGGUCAGAGACUGCAGACAUAGUACAGGAGAUGACCA
This is a messenger RNA of Staurois parvus, 486 nucleotides long. The record is from the annotation of a GenBank genome assembly. NCBI's taxonomy places the organism in Eukaryota, Metazoa, Chordata, Amphibia, Anura, Ranidae.